Messenger RNA from Hydractinia symbiolongicarpus, 788 nucleotides. RefSeq lists its product as uncharacterized. The record is from RefSeq and is a predicted model, not a curated record. Bases 1 to 762 code for a protein of 253 amino acids. NCBI's taxonomy places the organism in Eukaryota, Metazoa, Cnidaria, Hydrozoa, Anthoathecata, Hydractiniidae. The transcript is spliced from 2 exons.
AUGAGAAAAUUAGGUGUGGAUGAGUGGCUAGUUACGAUGGUAAAGUCUAUGUACAGCAAUGCUAGAAGUUGUGUCAGGAUUAACGAUUCACUUAGUGAUGAAUUUAGUGUAAAUGUUGUAUUUCCAGCUUUAAUGAUGUACAACAGUGGCUCGUUAGAGAUAGUUGAGAACUUCUGUUACUUAGGUGAUAUGUUGGGCAGUGAAGGUGAUGUUGGAAGAAGUGUUACUUGCAGGAUAGGCUCUGCUUGGAAAACGUUCAGAGAGUUACUUCCUUUGUUGACUAGCAGAGUCCUGUCAAUUGAGGUAAAGAGUAGGUUGUAUGAGGCCUGUGUAAGAAGUGUUAUGUUGUACGGUAGUGAGACAUGGGCAGUGAAGCAGGAAGAUCUUGACCGUUUAGAAAGGAAUGAUAUGAGAAUGGUUAGGUGGAUGUAUAACGCCAGUCUGAGAGACAGAAAGAGUUCAGAUGAGCUAAGAAGCAGACUAAGUCUCCGUAGAAUUAAAGAUGUUAUCCAGAUAAGAAGAUUGAAUUGGCUGGGACACUUGGAAAGAAUGGAGGAGGAUAAUUGGGUAAGAAAGUGUAGAGACUUUAUAGUUCCAGGGGCAAAGCCCAGAGGCAGACCUACAAAGAUUUGGCAGGAGGUUAUAAGGACAGACUUGAUACAGAAGAAGUUGAGUUUAGAUCUAACACAGUCUAGAUCAAAUUGGAAGAGGGUCAUUAAUAUACCCCGUCCAACCCAUGCUAGCAUGGAAAACGGACGUUAAGCGAAGAAUGAUAAUAAAUGAUGAUU